This is a messenger RNA of Arachis stenosperma, 705 nucleotides long. RefSeq lists its product as uncharacterized. Lineage: Eukaryota; Viridiplantae; Streptophyta; Magnoliopsida; Fabales; Fabaceae. The transcript has a single exon. The record is from RefSeq and is a predicted model, not a curated record. The coding region runs from base 1 to 705 and encodes 234 amino acids.
AUGGGAGCAACCUUUUUUCACCACUCCAUUCUCGAGGUUUGGCUGCUGAAACACUUCGACAAGUCAACGGACAUGAGAUAUGACGGUACCCAGGACCCCCAGGAACACCUAACAACCUUUGAGGCCAGAAUGAACCUGGAAGGUGUGGGCGACGAGGUGAGGUGUCGCGCUUUUCCCGUAACCCUGGCGGGACUAGCAAUCCGAUGGUUCAAUGCGCUCCCCCAAGGGUCCGUGACGACCUUCGCAUACAUCGCUCAGAGCUUUCUAGCACAAUUUACCACGCGCAUUGCUAAGGUCAAGCACCCGAUCAACCUCCUAGGGGUGACCCAAAGAAACAGGGAACCGACCAGGAAGUAUCUUGACAGGUUUAACAAUGAAUGCUUGGAGAUUGAUGGCCUGACUGACUCGGUGGCUAGUCUGUGUCUGACGAACGGGUUGUCAAAUGAAGGCUUUAGAAAGCACCUCACCACCAAGCCUGUGUGGACCAUGCAAGAAAUCCAGAACGUGGCAAGAGAAUAUAUCAACGAUGAAGAGGUAAACUGGGUGGUGGCGGCCAACAAAUGGCAGCUUGCCAACCCUCCUCCCCAUCAACCCAGAAACGGGGAAAGGCCCAAGGAACACUCCAAGGACGGAGGACCUACUAAAUUCAAGCCUUCUCCCCGGGUAAGAAGGUUCACAAACUAUACCCAUCUGCUCGAUCGUUGA